Aspergillus sclerotioniger CBS 115572 is the source of this 2071-nucleotide messenger RNA. Its product is annotated as FAD-binding oxidoreductase. NCBI's taxonomy places the organism in Eukaryota, Fungi, Ascomycota, Eurotiomycetes, Eurotiales, Aspergillaceae. The transcript is spliced from 8 exons. Bases 180 to 1670 code for a protein of 496 amino acids. Gene Ontology annotation, molecular function: FAD binding. The record is from RefSeq and is a predicted model, not a curated record.
UGAACACGCUGAGAAGCUAUUGCUUUACGGACUCGACAGUGGUUGACAGUUCUGCACCGAGUACUACUAUCAAAUCCUUGAUUGAUCUUGCCAUAGUCUCCACCAACAAGAUCCACGAACCUCUAGGCACCUACGAAUCCUUUCAUCACCCAUUGCACUCAUAGCUCUUCCCAAACACCAUGAGUUCACUAUCGAGAUGGCCAAUUAUUGUGAUCUUGAUUACAGUUCUCAUGGCUACCCUGGUAGCUGCAGAUAUAUGCUCGAAGCUGAAAGCAGACGGGAUCCAAGUCGAAGAACCUCUCACUUUAGACUAUAACGUUGACCUUUGGAGAUAUUGGUCCACUGCUUGUGGUGAUCUCCGUCCGACAUGUAUCGCCGCUCCAUCAAACGCACUAGAAAUGUCACAGGUCGUGAAGGAGCUCCACCACUUCGAAACUCUCUUUGCCGUGAAAUCAGGAGGGCACAUGCCCAACAAUGGCUUUGCUAGCAUUCAAGACGGUCUUCUCAUAGCAACCAAGAACCUUGACCAAGUAUUAUAUAACUCUGAUGAUCAAACCGCAACCAUCGGGCCGGGACUCUCGUGGGGGAAUGCCCAGAAGGAACUACAUGGAAUCGGUCGAACUUUGGUGGGUGCUCGUAUGGCCGGUGUAGGCGUGGGAGGAUACAUGCUCGGAGGUGGGAUGAGCUUCCUGAGCUCACAAUACGGAUGGGCGGCGAACAAUGUCAUCAACUUCGAGGUUGUUUUGGCAAAUGGGACUGUUGUGAAUGCAAACAAGAAGGCAAACACCGAUCUCUUUACGUCUCUGAAGGGAGGUGGAAAUAACUUUGGCAUUGUCACUGCGUACACUCUCCAAACACACCCGCAGGAUCACAAGGUCUGGGGAGGCAACUACGUCUUUGCUUCAGAUAAAGGUCCUCAAAUUCUUGAGGCACUUCGGGACUUCGUUGAAUACUGCCCAGAUGACAAGGCUGCCAUCAUUUUGACGGCGGAGUGCGCUGCAUUUCUCGAUACCUGGAUCAUGUUUCUAUUUUAUGAUGGCCCUAAGCCCCCCCAGGGCGUCUUUGACAACUUCACAGCCAUUGGUCCACUUGAUGCCACCAAGACGUGGAAUAGAUAUUACGAUCUGCUCAAACACAACGACUUCUUCAUUUUACAUGGCAAGCGAUACGCCAUCGCUACUGAGACAGCACCCCUUCCCGACAAAAGUGUUGGUGCAGAGGUGCUGCGCACAUACUAUCGCCAUUGGCACAGCGUCACCAAAACAGUGCUUGAUGUCCCGGGCAUGGUUGGCUCGCUUGCCUUUCAGCCGAUGCCCAAAGCCAUCACUAGCAAAGCCAAGGCGAGAGGCGGAGAUCUGAUUGACUUCCCGAUUGACCAAGACUACAUCGUGAUCGAAUUUGACUUCUCCUAUGACCUCUCCAGACACGAUAAAGAGAUAGAUACGGCCAUCAGGAGCCUCUUCAAUGGUUUCGACAACAUUACCAGCCAAUAUAUUGACAACGGCAUAUUACCCAACGUCUACCGACCCCUCUUCAUGAACGAUGCCAACCACGCACAGGACUACUGGGGGCGCCUGCGCACGACGGAACAAGCCCGACAGACUAGACGCCGAUAUGACCCUGAGGGCUUCUUCCAAAAGCGCACCAGCGGUGGCUGGAGAUUGGAGUAGAUGAAGCUGCGUCCCUCGCAGCCAAUACCUGCUCAGGAGUAGCCCGUGCCGUCAAUCCUUCCAGCACGGAACGUAUAUCUUGAAUCGACAUCCUUCUCCACAAAACCUCAAUCCAUCCACCUGCAUAUCCUUAAUAUAGCGACAAGCGGCUUACCUGAAGACCGAGCGAGAGCGAUCUGCACUGCAGGCGCCUCCAUCCACACACAUCAUCAGAGAAUGGAUAUAAAGCAACCCUGCAUAAACCAAACGAGGCGGAGCCGCUCCUCCACCACUGCAAUCAAUUCAACAUACCCUCCGCGCCAAUCAUCCUGACGCCGGUGGUCUCAGGUUCAAAUAAGUUCUGCUGGCUGUUGGCCAGGAACAAAUCCGCGAUGGGGUCUCUAAGCGCCAGAGUAGGGAAA